AUAAACUGCUCAUUUUGUUCUAUCACGUGAUAAUUAUUAUUCAUCCAAAUUUCAAAAGGUGUCUUUCUUAUUUCGUGCUUUAUUAGAAAUUAAGAUUCUGUGCCGCCGAUAUGCACUCGAAUGGGAGGAAGAUUCAAUUUUUUAGUAAACUGACGUCAAAUUUCAAGUGGCCGAAGACCGCAGUUAUUUUGUCGAUAAUGAGCGGGCCCCUGGUCGGAUCAUACACCAGUUUUCUAGCGUCCAGGCCUCUUUUUAUCACCGAACAGUUGAAGUUUACGGAAAACUUGGGCAUGUUCUUCUUCCACAUCCCUGAAGGAUUGAAGUUGGUCGGAAGCAUGAUAGCGGCCGUCUUGGCGGACUCGUACUUCGGCAAGUUCGUACCGAUAUCGAUAUCCUACGUUCUGCAGUGUAUCCUCGUCUGGCCGAUAUACGUUCUGUCCACUUACCCCUUUCCCCUGAAGCUUCAGAGGAUUUUCUAUCUUUCGGCGAUCGUCAUGGAGAUUUGCUGUUCCUUCGGGGCGACUUUGCAAGUGCCGUUUUUGUCCGAGCAGUUCAAAAUGCCGCAUCAGGAAUCUGCUCUUCAACGGUAUUACGUUUACGAUUAUAUAUAUUUAAACAUGUGCACAAUACUCUUCACGACGAGCAUAAUCGAGCUGGUCAACUGCGUGCAUUGUUUCGGCUCGAAAUGCUAUCUAAUUAUCGUUGGAUUUUGCUACUUCUUCGCUAUUUGCUAUGCGUUCGUGUUCGUGAUUAUGAAAAAAUGGUACAGGAUCAUAAGGCCGACGAGAAACCCUGUUUCUCAUUGUUUGAACUGCCUCUGCUACGCGAUCAAACAGCGCAUUAAAGGGCCGAAACAGCCUAACGCGAAACAUCUAUUGGAUUACGCCCAAGGUAAAUACAACCGCAAGACGAUCGGGGAAAUUAAGAGGAUAUUCACUAUAAUAUCGGUCAUAGUGAUAUACUGCGUAUACUCGAUGUUGUACCAUCAGUUGGAUAGCAAAUGGGUCUAUCAGGCGAAUCAUUUGAACAGAUACAUAGGAAAUUGGGCGAUCAAACCGGAACAGAUCGAAGUGUUGAACCCGUUGAUGGUCGUGGUUAUGGCACCGAUCCUCGAGCACGAAGUUUUUCCGACGGCUGCUAAAUUCAACCUACUCACCACAUCCUUGCAGAAAAUGGGAAUGAGUUACUUCUUGACUAGCGUCGCAUUCUUCGCCGCGGGCAUUCUACAGUACGCGAUCGACUACAACAUGGCGUACGGCGCUACGAGCGAAGGGUUCGGACAAGUCAGAUUGAUCAACAUGCACCCGUACACGAUAUCGGUCGAAUUCCGGCAUAAAAUCUUCUCCCUUAAAAGCAUGGCAAUGCACUUAGUCCCUGACAUACCGGUCAAGAAUCACACAACAGCUGCACUGAGGUCGACAUCAUUCAGCAAUCGGUCCAUGUACAUUUCGGAAAACAUCGAAGUUAUGGAAAAGAAAUCCAUUACUUAUUUACUUCAGGACAACAGUGUCGUUCAAAUCGAGCCCCCUUUAGAAAUAAGCCUGAACAAUACGAGGAACCCCGUCGUGGUAUUGGUCUGUUCUAUUACAUGCGAAAGCUCCAUCACGAUAAAACAAGAAGGAUCCGACGACCAGAACAUCGAUCCUCCGGGCAAAGGUGAAAGCCGUAUCGUCGAACUGAACAGCGACAACGAGUUUUCCAUAUUUUACGACAAUAGGUCUUUUACAACACAAACGAAAUUCGUCGACUUCAGUGCUAUUUACACAUUCGUGAUAUGUCCAGGUGUGGCGAACGAAAAAAUGAUAAUGCGCUUUACUCUCUAUGAUCCGUACAAAAUUCACGUUUUUUGGAUAUUACCUCAGUACUUUUUGCUGUCCGUCGCCGAAGUGACCCAAUACGUCGGGAUGAACAUAUUCAUCUACACGCAGUCGCCGCUGACCCUUCGCAGUGUUAUGCGCGCCCUGCUCACCGUCUCUCAUUCCGUGGCCCAUCUCACGAUCGGGGCGUUGUCUUUGAUGGAUAUCUCUACGUCCAUUUGGUUCUUUUCACUCGCCAGCUUUCUUUUGUUGGCCACUGGCAUUCACAUCUGGUUUGCAAAAAAGUACCAAUAUCAUAUACCUUUGGAUUAACUUCAAAUUUACUUGCUUAAUAAACUACUUGACAAACCU
This is a messenger RNA of Cimex lectularius (bed bug), 2168 nucleotides long. RefSeq names its product solute carrier family 15 member 1-like. Gene Ontology annotation, cellular component: membrane. Bases 111 to 2129 code for a protein of 672 amino acids. Gene Ontology annotation, biological process: transmembrane transport. Lineage: Eukaryota; Metazoa; Arthropoda; Insecta; Hemiptera; Cimicidae. The transcript has a single exon. Gene Ontology annotation, molecular function: dipeptide transmembrane transporter activity. The record is from RefSeq and is a predicted model, not a curated record.